GUUGACUUGCACAAAAUCUGAUUUGAGCCAAACACAUUAUCACUUCAUUUUUACCGCACUGGGGUACUGGUAAUAAUCCGCUCACCCUAAUGGUCCACGUCCUGUCUAUGGGUUGCUUGAAGUGUUCGGGAGAACAUCUUAUAGGUCGAUUCAUGGACAUCGGAAAACUCGUACACGCAAUCAAUGAUUGUGGUCACAUGAAAAGAGCAUCACUCAGAUAUUGCCGGCCGUCGACGCGAACGUGCGUCAGGUAGAGUCCGACUCCACAUGCUGCCCUUUUAUGUUUAGAAUACCGUCCGUGCAGACUUAAGGCAGCUCGCCACAAUGCUUCCCUUUUCGAGGUUGUCUGGUUUCAUAUUACUGGCUUCUUAUCAAGUACGCGCGAGUUCUAUCGAUCCCACCACAUACACUGCUUCUGGCGCCUUUCCGACCUCGUUAUAUGGGACGUACUGGAAUGACCCUACUGCUACUUCGGCGCAGCCUCAGCCUGUGAUAACCGAUCCUGUGACUAAUGAGAUAUUCCCCUAUGAGCUGACAGAUCCUGCCAACUUCCCAAAGGCGACACCUUCGCAGCUUAUGGAACAGGCUCUUGCGCAAAUCAUGGCGAUUGCCAGCAAUCCAGUUUUCGGCGAUGAUACAUGUACAAAGUGCCAAGCCUCUCUCGCAGUUGCUAAAAUGCUCGUGCUUGGGGCUCCUGAACAGGGCCCCUUACUUGCUGAGGCAGUUUGCCAGUACUUCGACUAUUCGACAACGUGCUACGAUGAAUACAGCGAGCUUGCGCUCGGUUCAACGUUCUCGCAAGUUCUUGCGUUUGCCAAUGCUGGCGGAUAUGACGGCCAGAAUCUUUGUUCACAUAUUGGCCUGUGCACCGUGCCGCCAGCGGUUCCACUUAACAUGACUGGCUGGUUCGCAAAACCGAAACCAAACCCGCUGCCACCUCCAAUACAACCGAGCGGGGAGCGUCUGAAGGUCUUCCACAUUUCUGACAUUCACCUCGACCCUCGCUACGCGAUAGGAUCUGAGGCUAAUUGUUCCGCAUAUAUGUGCUGCCGUGAAAAUGCUUUCAAUGCAGCGACUCCCGACCAGAUCGUCCUUCCCGCAGCGCGCUUCGGAAGUUAUUGGUGUGAUUCUCCAUUGGACUUGAUGGCUGCGGCGAUGGAAUCCAUCGGUCCUCUCACUGGUACAGAACAGAGUGGGUUUAACUUCAGCCUCUUCACCGGUGACUUGACUGCGCACGACUCCGACAACCAGUAUUCAAGGUUCGUUGUAUUUUACGGCUUGUUGAGGAAAUUCGUUGGGCCCGCGCCUGUCUACGCGACGAUCGGAAACCACGAUACCUACAUGCAGUUCCAAAUGAUCCCGUACACAACGGGCGGUCCUCUCGGGAUGCAAUUCAACUGGCUGUAUGAACACAUUUCUUCUAUGUGGCAGUACGAAGGCUGGCUUCCUGAAGCGACGGUCGCGUAUGCUUCAACCCACUACGCUGCAUAUGCCGUGACACGCCCGGACGGCCUCAAGAUCAUCUCACUUGAUACCAACCUUUGGUACACGUAUGUUGACAACUACUACUCCUAUAUCAACUCUACGGAACCUGAUCCAUACGGUAUCUUGCAAUUCCUCACGGAUGAGCUACAGGCUUCUGAGGAUGCCGGUGAAAGAGUAUGGAUUACCGGACAUGUGUUGAGCGGAUGGGACGGAACUGCAGCGCAGGUCAAUCCCACCAACCUAUAUAUCUUCUAUGGCCACACCCACGAGGACCAGCUUUCUAUCUUCUACGCUAACAAUGGCACAGUUAUGACUGCUGAGACUGCGUUGACAGCAUCUUGGAUUGGGCCGUCACUCACUCCCUUGACAAAUCUCAACUCUGGAUUCCGUGUUUAUGUCAGCAACGUGAACGAGUACCCAGCGUUGGACGAUCAGACUGAGGUCGGCCCGUCGUACUACCUGGAGUACAGUACCCGUGAUGCAUACGGGGGAAACAUCACUUGGGGCGCAAACGACCCCCUCAACGCAACAUGGUGGCACCUUGUUACCGAACAAAUGCAGGCCGAUCCUACUCUAGUCCAGACAUUCAACACAUACCAAUCAAAGAGCUCUGUCGCAGGCCUGAACUGCACUGGGGAGUGUAUCCCUGCUAAAAUAUGCUACAUGCGCAGCGGUUCGAGUAGCCUGGCGUACCAGAACUGUCCUGCUGGAUACUCCUCGACGCAGUGAAAGACUACAGUGAUCACAUGUAUAGCUGCAGCAAUUCGAUAAUAGUGUGCAAGCUUCUCUGGGAAUGCAUCAUGUCUGAUAUCAAUCACCUUGAAUUAUAUGACCUUGGUAGCCAAGCUGCACAAAAACAAAAAC
Molecule: messenger RNA, 2349 nt
Organism: Suillus subaureus
Lineage: Eukaryota; Fungi; Basidiomycota; Agaricomycetes; Boletales; Suillaceae
Product: sphingomyelin phosphodiesterase
Exons: 18
Coding region: 325-2214 (629 amino acids)
Molecular function (GO): hydrolase activity
Source: RefSeq, a predicted model, not a curated record